GCACGAAACUGUUUUCGUAGAGUUUCUAUAUCGCAGGCUAUCAGUGAAUACCGGCUCUUGAACAGGACCGCCCUCAAGUCUAUCUCCUACAAACAGGCAAGUUAACUAUAAUUUCAAGUUAGUGAGUUGGUCGAUUAUUCUAUAUCAAGUCAGUUGGUGAUUUCACGUGUUAAAUAUUGACCUGUAUUACUAACUUCCGGCCAGCAGGUCACACAAUCAACUUCGUGGGAAUCCAUUGUUAUUGAGAACAAAUUCGGUCCAAGGAGGUUCGGAGAUGGGAGAAUCAUGGGACGUAAACAAUUUCAAACAAGGUCUUGGUGCCGAAAAGGGACAAAACUAUAAACCCACCUUCGGCGCCAUGAGGCAGUUAUCCACUAAUGAGAGAGGUGUUAUUGCCGAUGUGAAAGUUGUCGAUGUUGAAAAACGCCGUAGCAAAGAACAUUCCGGCAGCAAAAAUUAUGUACGUAUUAUAUGGAGUCUUACGCCUCGCAACGUAGCUUUUUGACUCCUCCUCGUAUCUUACUGUUUCACUGAUUGAAAAAUUAAUUUGAAAUGGAGAAAUUCCCUUUCGUUUACACAUCCUUUGGCAUAACUUUGCAGGAAUACGUUUUGAAAGUUAGAUGGCUGGACGAGAACCAAUAUUGCAUAUUUCGUCGUUACAGUAUGUUCUUCGAUCUACAGGUAGGUUGAGGUCGAGUUUUAAAGUUAAGCAUUACUUAUCGUCGUUGUAUCAGGUAUACUUCAUUUUUCGUAGUUAAUGAAACCUUAGUUUACGUGUAUGGAAAUGUGCAAUCAUGAUUAGCUGAUCCACUGGAGAAUUGAAAACAAUUUGCGAGCUGGCAAACGCAAAUGUGUCACUUCUAUUUUGAACUCUCUGGUAGAGGGUUUCAAACAUUUAUUUAUCUUUUAAAUGCUUCCUGUCACGGCAUGUAAUUCGUGUUAAAGUUACCAACUGUCUUUAAAGUAAUCAAUGCUACACUUUCUUACCAAAAGGUCAAGCAAACACUAAUCAAAAACUAAUCAAAACUUUACUUUUAAUAAGUUAAUGAAGGACAAUUCGUAGAUGUGUUACCAAUGGUUACAUUUGUUUGUAAACAUGUUGUUUAUUCCGGAAGAGGCCAAGAAAUAAUUAUUUUAAUGAUUACGCUUGACCCCAACUCGUGAAGCAAUCAAUUUGAACAUUCAACGUCCCCCCCUCUGACCACCCACGAGUGCCGUAAAAAAUCACCCUCGACUCAAACACGAGUCAUACACAAAGACCUGACCCAAACAAUCCAAUAAAUUAGCAUAACAAUUACCUGAAUUCCGUUAGGAAAACCGAGUUUACAAAACUAGUUCAAAUUAUGUUCAAGUUUCGUCAGUUUUCAGCGCAUUCUUCGUCAACAAAAAAGUUUGAAAUAAUAAAUUUUAAGUGGCUUAAACAUAAAGCCACUGGAGCUGAUUUCUAUUGUGUCUUCUAAUCUGUAAAGCAGACAUUUAAAAGCUUGUUAAAUGUGUAGAGAGUCACUAUCGCUGAUUUUGCACCUAUACAAAAAGACAAAUUGACCAUCAUUGGGUGGGGCAUUUGAGCACAAGUUUUGCACCAGGAGGCAGGAAUUUGAUUGAAACAAUCUACAUUGUCUGGUGGAGGGAAUGUUGAAUCUUUGAUUUGAUGGACUGAAAUCUGUUGUGCGACUGAACUCUAUUGCAAGGGAAAUUCUGAAUUAAUUCCUUGAUGAUUAUUUGCAUGCCAUGUGCAGCACUCAGAUGAAAGUUGGCUUCAAGUAGUCAAUUUUAUCCUUCCUUUCUUUCAUUAUUUGACAACAACGUUUUCUUGGAUAACCUUAUAAAAAAUACAGUUUUGUUUUAGACUUACAUGACUGUGGCUGUAGGCAAAUGGCUCUCAGAAUAUUUUUACAAAUCCAGAGUGAUUCAUCAUGCAUCAUUCUUAACUGAAAGGGAGGCAAACAGCAAUGUCAAAAGACUAGACUAUUCUGUGGAAUUAAACAUUAUGCAUAUUACCUUGAUAUGAAUUUCAAUAUUGACAGGCUGGUCUGCGACAACUUUUCCAAGAAAAACAGCAUAUCACAAUUCCGGAAUUGCCUGGUAAGAGGAUUUUAUUUUGAUUCUGGGAAGGUGGAAAUGAAUACAACUCAGCUAUUAGAAGUCUAUUUAACUCGAGUUUUAUUAACAUGCGAGGCAGCGAGGCGUGCGAGGCACCAUGCGAGGCGUGCGAGGCAUCGCAAUUUCCUUAAUUUUUACACAUGACCAUAUCGUGGGCUCAAGUGCAGAACUCAUCGAGGUUAUGUGUUUUUUAAAGUUCACCGCUGACCAGGUUAUGGAAUUUUAUUGGAUCGCGGGCUCAAGUAUUUCCCAAAUUAUUAGAACAAAGCUAAAAAUUUUUUCAUUUACACUUUUGUUAAAGUAAUAUUGGGGAAUCAUUUCUUGAUUAAUUGACAGCUGAUUAUUAGAACAAAGCUAAAAAUUUUAACAUUUACACUUUUGUUAAAGUAAUAUUGGGGAAUCAUUUCUUGAUUAAUUGAUGCUGAUGCUUGAUGCUUGAUGCUUGAUGCUUGAUGCUUGAUGCUUGAUGCUUGAUGCUUGAUGCUUGAUGAUUGAAGAAGAUUCGAAAAGAGAUUCAACCACGAUGUCCGAAGAUCUCAGAAAGACACAAGGACAAGCACCGGUCUAUAAAAAACCCUAGGAGGGGUACCAGAGUCGGGAUUCACAUUUGGGGGCUCUGACGUGAAGGCACGUGUUAUUGCACAAAUAAAUAACAAGUUUAUCAUAAUUUAUUUAUCUUAAUGUUCUCGUAGCUCAAGUGGUUAAGGCACUUGGCAGGUGAUGGGGAGGUUGUUGGUUUGAAUCCCAUCCAGACUAAUUUUUUUUUUGUGUUAAAAAAAACCAACCAACCAAACUGUUUCGGCAUUUUUUGAUAUUUUAUAUUUUUUUAAUAUUUUUAAAUAUAUUUUUUAAAAUUUUUUUUAUAUUUUUAAAUAUAUUUUUUAAAUUUUUUUUUAUUUUUUGUGUGCCUCGCAUGCCUCGCACGCCUCGCACGGUGCCUCGCACGCCUCGCUGCCUCGCACUUUGUAAGGACUGAUUUAACUCUAGAGUGUGAAUCUCAGAAUAGUUAGAAAAUUUUUAGAAUUAAUUUAUUUGAUUGGUUUAGUAAUCUGGCAUGAUUCCUUGUCUCUGAGGGUAUUGCAUCCAUUAGGAAAUUUUUGAGUAGAAUACAACUCUGAAUUUAUUUGAUCAACUUUUUGCUGUUAAUAUUAAUUUGUAUAAAAAGUAAGCUGUUUGUUUCAUUGCCCAUCUCAAUUCUCUAUUGAGACAGUCGUAUUUGAAAAAAUUAUCUCAAAAAAUGAGGGAAAAAAUUUGCUUAAAUUAUUUUCAAUGAGCUUAACUCUUAUUCUAAAAAAUUGCAUUUUAGGACUGCUUAAAUACUAUGUUGAAAAUUUAGACCUGCAAAGUUAUUUGUCUUUAGCUCUCCUUUUCGCUUUUUGCAUUUAUCUUGGACAAUGUUAUUACAGUAAAGAGUGUAUAUUUUUGAACAGUUGCUCGUUUUGCUGGGGGAAUGUUGUUUGGAGCAUUAGCGAAGAAACAGUGUAAACACAUUGAAGAAUUCUGCCAGGUAUGCUUACUUUGAGAUCUUGAACAAUUAAUGUUACCACAAGCAGAGUAGAAAGUUUGUUUCUUUUCAAAAAUAGAUUCACUUAUUAUUAUUAUUAUUAUUAUUAUUAUUAUUAUUAUUGACAUCAUAAUUACUCAUUUGAUUAUGAUUCACUAUGGCAUCAUAUCCCAACUAGUAAUUAACUCGAGCUUUUUAUUUAUGUUUGCAUUUUAUUUUUGUUUUCCACAAUCCAACAUCAAAGCUUUUAGUCAAGAUUGUGGUCUUGAAGUUCUAUAUUGGGUUGAGUUUUCCAAAUACAGAUAUAGCACGCACCAAUUUGAAUUCCUAAAUAUUUCUUUAGAUAAACAACCUCAUAUGUCAGAUGAUUGGCUGUAAACUAAGAUUGUGAAAUAUGAAUGUCAUGUGGAAAUCCAGUGCCACAUUCUAGAAAAUUCAGAGUAAUGUCCUAUAAAACUCUUAUGUUGCAAUGUUAAACUUCAAUAUAGCUUUGAGAAACUUAAUGUUACUUCCCACUUUUGUGGGCAUCUUUCAGGAGAAAAUAUGUUCGCAUGCUAGUUUCACUAAAAUCCUAGCAAACUAUAUAUCAGAAAAAAGCUUCAUAAGUGCAGUUUCUGAUAAAAAUAUGCUUUAAGCGAGUUUUUCUUCUAGGAAGUGUCAGGAGCCAGUAAGGCAUGAACUGACCUAGGGUUCUUCUAUUGAAUUUAUUGGGUAUUGGAUAUGGCAGCAUAAGCAAAAUGGCUGUUCAGUCUUAUUCACAAAGCAUCAAUCAACAGGAGUGUGUCAGGCUUUUCCAAUAUUCUGAUUGGUUGUCUAGAUAUCAGCAACUUAAGUGCCUAAAUGGAUGCCAUGAGACAAACAUUUCAAAUAUCAAAAUUUCACAACACCCUUCUGUUUGUCAUUAUUCCUGGAAUGUUUUAGCAAAAUUUAAAGGCAAUUGGUCAAAUCUAAGUACCCUAUAAAUUCGCUUAAAGCAGAUGUAUUCGUCCCAAAAUCAAAUGCAAGAUUUUAGCUCAUAAAGGGUCACAAACAACUCAUGCCAUGCCAGGAGAUUAUCUUGCCUCCUGUAACUACAAACCAAUGUGACAAUGAGACCCCCAUUACGUCAAUGAUGAUGGAUGAAGAUUUCUUGGGAAAAGUGACCCAUUGCAGACACAUUUUUUAAAUCUCUACUGCUCAGUGGAGUGUUGAGGAGGACCACGCAAUAAUGGGCAAAGUUGCCAAAGGCAAAGGAAAAACCAGUGGCAAAAAUGGAAAAACCAGGAAAUGUGUUGAGAAACAAGACAAUGAAUCGACAGACAGCUUUCAAAAUGGGGAUUGUUAAUGUUUUUUGUAUCAAGGCUAGUACUUGCAUAAAUAAAAGGAAACCUCGUUUUUAACAUUAUGUUUGACAAAUUUAGGUUUGACAGAGACUUCUUUGUUUGAAAUCUGAAUGCCCAGUGUGUGGAGCUCCACCAGUACCAGUCACUUUCACAAAGGAUUUUUUUCUUUUCUAGACAGAAUGGUACUCUUUCUCAUUUCGUUGGGCCUGUUUUUUCUUUGUUUUUUUUUUUACUGGACUUUCUUUCACUUUUGAUUUUUCCAUGAGUAAAGAUUUUCCUAUAAGCAAAGAGCUUCCACAUGUGAAUUUUGUGAAGUGCCCAAUGCAAACAAAAUAUGCAAAUAAUUUAAAAAACAAGCCCCAAGUGUGGGUUGCUUUGAAAAUUCCCUAAGGGAACUUGCCCAGGUACAAGAUUAUGACACCUUCCGGAUUUAUUAACUUUUCUUCAACAAUAUGUUGUUUUUAACAACUCAGGUACUAAAGAUUUCAGAACUUUUUAUAUGAGCACGUUAGUUUAAAUGUUUAACUUCAAUUAGGUAAAAUAAAAGAAAAAAACUAUUUUUUUGGCCUCUAAAGGUGGGAAGUAACAUUAUGUUGUUGAAGAGUGUCAUUUUCUUGAAUAUGUUAUUUGUUUCAUCCUCAGAACAUUUAACAAAUCAUUAAUUUGGUAGUUUCAUAGUCAGGGCCUUUGAUCUCUUUUAGAGGAACCUGGCAGAGCUGACAAUUAACUGUUAGGGAAACUUGAUGAAAUGCUGGGGAGUAACCAAUGAUAGACUGUCAUCCCAUCCAGGGGUGGAAAAACAUUAUUCCUAGUUCCUUAGUGCUGUAUAAAUGGGAAUAGGCUCUGGCUGAAUGAGCCACUUGGCUCAAGUAGAUACUUAAUCUUGUUUACCCUUUGCUUGGUUUAUAUUCAUAACCUGAGGCACAUAUAUUUACCAGAAUGACCCCUUGUGCUUGGUUAGUAAGAAGUUAUUAUUUCUGUGGGUUAUGAUAUUUUCUUUGAAUUUAACUGUCAUAGUUGUCUCAAGUUCCCAGUCAUCAAUGUCAUCAGAUUAACCCUUCAAUUUUGUGGUUCAUGCCAUGAAAAUCCAACCUAGCAUCAUGAUUAUAAUAUACAGUGUCUGAAAAUCUUGUGCAUCUUUUAGAGAGUGAUUCAGCUGCCACCUGUUGUGUCUCAGUCUGACACUGUCCUGCAGUUCUUCAGCCAGUGGGGAACAGAUGCAUUCGUGAGGAUUGAAUCAAAUGAAAAAUGGUAAGCCCAGCACAGCUGCUGCUACUGAUGAUGGCCAAAAAAAAAGAUAGCAUUUUUAUGUUAACAUUCUGCAAAAAAUCCCAGAGUUCAUCAUGCAAAGUUGAAAUCUAACUACGAAUUUGAAACCAAUUUAUAUCACUCUAUACAUGACUGCUAAUUCAGUAUUUUUUGACUGUUUAUUCUGUUAACUUCUAAAAGUACCAAGCUGCCAAAUUCUCAUUUUGGACGAAGUGAGGAACAGCUUGUUGAGAGAUACCAGUCAGUGGCAGAAUUUACUGGUGGAGGAAGGGGAGAGAUGAGCUUGAGAGAAAAUGAAAUGGUAACAGUCAUUGAAAAAAACAAUACAGGUUUGAAUUAUUUCUUGACCUUAUUACAAUUUGAAUUGGCAUAGAAUAGGAAACUGCAGGAGAUCAGUACAUGCAUGUUAGAAAGUGUGAUAAGGAUUUUAACAACCAUAGAAAGAGCAAGGUGGAAGGAGUCCAGAGUGAAAUGAACAAAAAGACAUGUUUUAGAAAAAGUGAGAGAAAUUUCUUAAUGCAAAAUAGUUCAUUCAAAAUGUUUCCCCACAAAUUGGAGAGGAAAGAGUUUGUAUUCAUGAUGAAAUGACAGGGCUGGGUAUCAGAGAUAUAGACAGUAAUUGUUGUUAUUGUUGCCCCUGUUGUUCCUUUUGUUAACUGGGUAAGGUUUUCUCACUUCUGGCAUUUAUAUUAGAAUUGACUUUCUAAAUUUACUUUGCUUGAUGUCCAAUUGUUUUAAUAGGUUGGUGGCUUGUUGCAAAUGCAAGAGGGGAGCAUGGUUUUGCUCCAGCAACUUUUCUUGAACCAGUAGACUCUGUGCGACGCACAGAAGAGGAGGAAUGGAGAGACGUUGAGGAGGAUGAGCGUAAGUUCUUGUGUGACCUCUGACAAUCCAUAGGGAACUUAACAUUAAAUUACUUAAUUCUUGUUCAUUUUUUCCCGACAAUUUAUUAUGUUUAAGAUUUAAAGUUUGUUUCCAAAGGUUAAUAGAGUAGCUGGCCAUAUUUUAUUGUAUUCUGGUUCUGCCUCAAGUCUGGGUUCUCUGUAUCUUAGAGCCACUUGCAUUGUUUGCUGCUCCUUCAGCCUGAUGGGAAACUUGUUUACCAUAGAAGGUUAUCAGCUUCAAAAAUUUGUGAUUUUCAAUUGCUCAUGCUUUCAACCUCCUGCUAGUUUUUAAAUUUUAGGAUACUUGAAUGGCUGACAAUGUUAUUUUAAUGUUACAAUCUGUCAAAAUGAAAAGUGUAUUUAUUUAUUUUAUUUAUUUAUUUAUUUAGGGAUUUGUACAAAGCAGUACCGCAGCAAAAACAAUAGGACAUAAGUCUCCUACUAAGUUUAAGCUCCAACCCAACCCCCUCCUAAAAUAACUUAAUAAUUCUCAGUUAAUCAAUUAAUUAAUGUAUCUCAAUUAAAUUAACAAAACCAAGCAAGGGAAUGGGUAACUCCAGUCAUAUCCUUGGAAUGUAUAGAAAUGUGCAUAUUCUAAUUUGGGAUUUUUCCCUUGCUAAAUAAUUCCCCUAGAUAAUGACUGCAAAUAUAUGAAAACCAUAUAUGUGUACUGCGGUUGAAGAAACGAAUAUAGAAGCGAUCCUUGCAGCCUCCUACUUGACUGCUGAAUACAGGUCACUUAUGUGAUGGCUCUGGUUGAAAACUUAGUCACUACAAUUUUUUUCCUCUUUCUAUUGGCCGCCAAAAUGGUUGCUGCUCAGAGCCCUGGCCAGUGAAAUCACUGUUUUGCCACAGAAUAGUUGUUACCAUUCCUACUGAAAUCUCUGUUUUGCAUGCAGGAGACUGAAAGUAUGCAUCUGAGUUCUUCUCAGAGCCUUAAAUUCUAUCAUAGUUUUACACACUUUUACACAUAUAUUCAAAAUUCAAAGGAUGUAAAUCUUUUUUGAUCCAUAAGAAUUACAAAAUGAAGAGCUAUCCCUGUCAUUUUUAUUUUUGAAUUAUUGCAUUAAGUCCCCCCCCCCCUCCUUAACUAUGCUCCUCUUGACCAAGUCCUUUUACUUUUACUGCAGGCUUUUGGGUUGCAAUUGAGUCAUACUCAGCUAAGAGUGAUGAUGAACUAACUUACAGAGCUGGAGAAGAAGUUGAAGUUCUGGCCACCAGCAACUUUGGUUGGUGGAAGAUAAAGUAUGUUAUUUGAAGAAUAGCUGAAGCAUAGCCACUUUUGCUUUGCAAACCUUUUUUUUUUGUUCGGGCAAGUUCAGUUCAAUGAAAAUGUUUUGUACCUCUGUUUAGAAUAAAAGGAAAAGUUGGUCUUACACCUGGAUCUAAUCUGGUUCAAGCCAAGCCAAGUGCAGAUCCUCUCUUAUCUGAUGACCAACAAAAGAAAAGGGUGAGUGGAAUUGUCUUAAUGUGCAACAACUGCAAUAUAAAUGAAUGCAAUUAAUGCUUCUUUUAAUGCAGUAUUUCCUUUUUUUCUCUGCAAAAGUCAUCUGACAAUUUGUAAUAUAAUAUUCUUAAAUAAUCUCAGUAAUUGAGAUAACUGACUGCACUGUCCGUUUUCUUAUCAGGGUUCUUCAUAUUCAAGCAUCAGUGGCAUAUAUGCAAGUAUAAGGUCACCUCCCCCUAGAAGGUAAAACUAAACAUGAUGUAACGGCUCAAAUGCUAAAAGGUUUUUGAAGACAAUUAUAAACAUGUAGAACUUCUAAAUUAAAAAAAAAUUAAAUCAUUGAAAAAUAAUCUGUUACCACGAUUGGCGGUAAUGUCGCCAUCUGAUUGGCCAAUCUGCCGGUUUUGAUAAAAGUGCAGACAAUGCUGCUGGCGUCAACGUGUCACGUAAUGCCUUUAUCACUGAAAGAGUCGUUGUAUUUUACAAAUUUUGACCACUAUGAUAACGAAUCUCGUCGUCGAAGAGAGUAUAGACCACGCUAAACAACUUUCAAUUUUUUUUUACCACGAUACCGACGUCAAAUAAAACGGCUAUUAUCGACAACGGCAAACUGGCCCAUCAGAUUGCGACAUUACUACCAAUUGUAUAAAAAGUCUAAUUGAAUAUUACAUUGAGUUUGAAGAGGGAAAUGCUUACCCUGAACAGAAUGUUUCUGUUGUACAAGAUUUAAGUUAACAGCUUUUUACUUUUUAUGGCAGGCAGGUCCUGUCAUAUCUGCCAGCUUUCGAACUUUCUAAUCAGCGCCGAGUGCCACUUGCCUUCGCCUGAAGUUUUUUUUCGAUCUUGUAGCUUGAAUAUUCACUUCUGUGACUUCCAAAUGGCUGAGAGAUCAAGCGAAAUGAAACUGUAGAAACAUACGUGAAUAUCUCUAACAAUCGAAGGCAUUUGAGCCCCGUAAGGUCGGAUAUGUUCGCUUCUCGUACUGUCUACCGAGAGAUUUUUGUCAAAUUUAGUAGACAUUUUACCCACUAUUUUUCUCAAUUAUUCAGCUUGUCAUUUCAAUUCCAUCUCUUCCUUUUCCCAUAGCACCAAGUGGUUUCUAAACACCCUAAACCCAUAUCCUUGUGCAACUCGCUGCGAUCCUUUUUAAGGGUUUAACCUUGCAACACGAAACUGUUCCCACGAUGGUUGUCACCAAAACAAACCUCAUAACCCGAAGUCGGUUCAUCCUCUAUCCGUUGAAAAAAAAAUUUAAAAAAAUUUAAAAAACCGCGAGAUGUGAGGCUCCUUGUGUUCUAUUGCAUAUUUUGAAGGCCCUCUGCUAUUUGAAAUUCUUUUCACAUCUCACUAAGAGAAGUUUUUUUGUGACAUGGACUGAGACCGUAAAAAGAAUACAACUACUUCUGGCGAGCCGGCUUUAACAUCAAACAAUCAACCGGAAUUUCCUCAUUUUAGCAUUAAAAUUAAACAGGACAGACUAAUCUGUAGGAAAUGCAGGAAACAUUUCCAUGCGACCUUAUUCGUUUGAAUGGAGCAUGUGAAAAAAUUGGACGUUUUAGUAAAUUGGCAGGUAUAAAUUUUAUUCCUAAAAAACUUUAGCUUGGGUGGUGUAGCUGUGACAGAGUUCAUUGAGUACUUUUGAGGAUAGGGUGAGUUUGAGACUCAGAAAUGUACAGCAUCUCUAGCUUGAUAUAUACCAUUGUGCAGAGGAGUGGCUAGGUUUUUUCAAGGGGAGGGGGGGUGAGCACCUUACCAGGAGGAGCUUAUACUGAUCCUCUACUUUGUUUAUAAACGGGUUCGUAUUCAUAUGGCUAGAGGACCGGCAUAUGGAGUGAGUAGCACUGGAAAUGCCUUACAUCUGAUAGACUCUUCCGAUUCUUUCGUUUGGCCAACAGUGCUUGCUUACUGAUAUCUUUGAUAUGACUGUUAAUCUUUUCAUAAUGUAUUCUCAGAGAUUCUAGCAAAACAAGGAAAAGAGAAGCUAACAACAAUGAAGCCUCUGAAAAAGCAAGAGUUUCACGUUCGCAGUCCACACCUCGUAGGUUCAUUUGUUUGCAGUAAAUGUUAAUACGUAAUUCUCAUACUUUAUAUUUUUGUAUUAGUGCUGUUGGCGUUGAUGGAAAAUUAAUAUAUUUCAGAGGUUAAAAAUAUUCAUGAUUAUUAACGUUUGGAACCAGCAUUAUGGUGCUGCUCCCAAAUGCCAGCUAUAAAGGACAAUGCUUCUUUAAUUAGUCAAGAGAAAGUCCUAAGUCAAGAAUUGUUUUCUCUUAAUACCUUGUAGCUACUUGAUUACACCUUUUGAGGACCUGCGCGAAUUACCUAACCUCUCUUUUGGUUUCACCCUUAUUCGAGUUCAUUUUCUCUUUGUAUUAGCCUCAAUUCACUUCGAUUCUCUAAUCCACUGAAUUUAACAAGAAGCUUUCUAAUUGAAAGGAAUGGUAGUAUUUAUUUAAUUUGUUAUCCUUUCUUUCCAGAUGCAUUAGAGUAUGCUACAGUGGAGAUAUUGUCAAGUUCCCCAUCAGCCAACAGAAAUCUUCAGUUUAGUUUUGAAGACUCCAGGUAAUAUAUAACACGCCAGUUGGUCCCCAUAGAACGGGAAUCUUUCAUCAUAUAAUUUUUUUAAACAUAUGUCGACAUGAUCGACUGUUUAUAUUCAUUUUUGUGGUUACAGGGGCGGGGUAAACUCAUUUUUGGUAAUUACUACAACUAUGUUAAGCAGUUACACUGUAUUUGUUCGGAUUUAUGCCCAAAUAGCAAAUGCACAGGCUGCAUUUACUCUGUGCUUUGCCGAACAAAAACAGAAUGGGCAAUCUGAAUAUGAAAUGACUAAGACUGAAUUGCCUCGUCAGCAACUCUGUUCUUCUGUGCCCUACUGUUUCCCGCUCUUUGAGAUUUCAAACAGUUGCAUCACCUUUUGAAAAUUUUCCUCAAAUGUGCUGAAAACUUGACUACUGACGCCGCCAUUAUGAAUAAACAGUCAGGUUACAAAGGUCUUUCGAAGCUUAAAAUAAGUGCAUUGUUGUUAUUUUGUUUUCACUAUUUAAUGGUGGAGAUGAAAACAUAAUCUCUGGAUUUCAUUUUUAAAUUAAAUUCAGAAAUCAUAUUUAACUCCUCCGGCUCGACUGAUCAUUUGCCCGGGAAACCAGGUGUGCAGCAUAACUAAACAGAGCAAGGCAGAAAAAUAUCCUGUAGGUAAAGUAAUGCGCACGUUAUCUGUUUUCCUUUCAGUGAAACUGUUCCUCAAUAUGCUUCCGUUAUUCCAAAGCAUCUAAGGUAAGAUAUAUUUGGUGACUAGAGAGGUUCUUACCGAGAUUGUUACAAAACCAUUUUUCUGUAGAGAUGUCUUGAUUGUACCAUAGUUUCGGUUGUACUAUAGUCUCAGUUGUACUAUGGCGUGUAGAUGCAGUAAAUCAAUAACACUAACUUAUUCAAUUGCAAGUAUGUGCGAUACAAAGUAGACGAAGAGCGAGAAACUUUUGAUUCAUCAAGAAAUAAUGUGGUUUUAUGGGAUUUUAAACUCGUCACGAUAUUCGUAUUUUUGGUUGAAUCACUUUCCAGUCACGACUGGUUGUCACGAUGAUAACUUCAAAGGUAAUGAGGCUCGGGUUGUGUCUAUAGGUUUUAGGCAGUUUACUUACAGCUCAAACGAUCUUUCCUCAUCAAAGUGCUCCAGCACCUUUCUUAAGGUCCCUGUGGCUCCAUAUCUUGUGUUUGUUUGCUUUUUUUUUCUUUUCUUUUUCCUUUUUUUAAAUGAAAUCCACGGAAGUGUCUACACUAAUACGCCCAAGGUUGUUUUCCAGCCUCCUUGGGACUGCUAUUAAUGCCCCCAGUACCUCUUGUUACCUCCCCAACACCUGAGUAGUUUGCGACUGCACAGGUCUUCUUUUUUUUUGCCAUUUCCGUUUGCCCCAAAUUGGCCUUCCUGGGUUGUCAUUAUUAUUGUGUUGUUAUUUUUAUUAUUAUUAGUAGUAGUAGUAUUAAUGUCAUUAUUUUUGCGAAAUUUGAAGAAAGCAAAUGAAUCAUCCAUAUCUUUUAUUGAUUAUCACUGCAAGGUUAGUCGUGCAAUGGUGUUUUUUUAGGGAGGGGACAAAAUGUGCUAUGGGCAACUUGAAAAUAUAUGAGGCUAUUGCAAAAGUGCAAACAUGAUCAGGUUCGAUACUCAGUAAACAGAAAUUUUAGAAACGAAAAUACUUAUUUGUUUUUUUAGUGAGCAGAUAACAAGUGAUAUGUCUAUGAUGAAGUUUCACUCGGUUGGGUGGUUAUGGCUGACUACUUCAUUAACCAACUGAGCUCAUCAUAUUUUGUUUAAUGUAUCCAAGUAUUUUCCAUAGUUUCUUUUUGAUUUUUCUAUUUUGUUUAUCAAUAUAGAUUUUUUUUUCUUCUAUGUCUUUAGACUGAACAGAUCCCACAGUAUGAGUGAAGAUGGGUCAGAAAUCAGAAGACCGGUAAUGAACAGUCAACUCCUUAUGAACUUGUGCCGCAAAGUUUGUUACUUUGUGUUUUCGGUUUUGAUCGUGACAUGUUAUCCCUCCAUUCACUGCAUUCCUCAACAAUAUCACAGAAAAGAAAUAUGGACAUUUUUAUUUUCCAGCAGAAGCGGAAUGGCUGCCCAAACCUCCCGUCCACUCCACCGCUGGUUUCUCUACGCAACUCUAACUCUCGCAGUGUAGACCAUGAUGACAUGAGUUAUGCGAGAGUGCAUGAGUUCAGACAACCGCCACUUACUAGUACCCCAAGGGUGCGUUUAUUGCAACCCCCGGACGAGGGACUCGUCAGAUUUGGCUCCCACAAAUACGAGAAUGUUCUUAGAGCUGAUCUUCAUGUUGGGACAGUAAGUUAUGAGCGCGACAUGUGGUCUGCGUUCUCAUAACAUUGUUGACUAAGUAACUGUGAGUUAUGGCUUGACUUAUUCCUCGAGAUAUAAACCAGUUAAACAAAUUUAUAGGCAGGUUGAACCUGAAUGGUUUAAUAAUACGUUGAAGAGCAUAGAAACCCUGUGGAAUCCUGUAGAUCUUUUGAAGUCUGAAAUUAUGUAGGUUUUUACGAUGAGCUUCCUGAUUUCACUGUCAUGUCUACUGAUCUUGACUAGGACUUAUACUGAUGUUCUUGUUUUGGCUGUCUUAGUCAAAGAUUGGUUCGGUUGAUCGGAAGUAUUAUGUACGUUGUUGAUCAUUUGUUAAAAAGUUUAGCUUAGUGUUAUAAUAACAAAAGUUUAAUCUUCUAAGGUCACUUGGUCCGCUAGCGCACUCGUGCCACUCAUGUUUGUAUGGUGCAUAUAUAAGCGUGUAUUUUAGAGUUCAUAGUCGGUCUGUUUGGGUCAGAGUAAGAGUCAGUCAGUAAUGGUUAAAGGGGAAAAAAGUGCGCGAAGUAAAGCUACUGUGAAGCAGAAUUGUAGCAGAUAACAUAGAGGACUGAAAAGGACUGGUCUUGAGUCCUUGGUGUCUUACGUUAAGCGUGUUACUCUCUGCAGCUCAUCUCCCUCUAUUCAUGCCGCAACAUUUCUUGCAAUUUUUUUCCUCUCGUUGAAUAAAUGGCUCCCUUUUUUAGUAUCCCACGUGAAAACACAGAAAAUCGUCGACGUAGGGAGUUUUCCUCAGUUUUCAAAGCUAAGGUGCAAGCAAACAUGUGACAGUUAGUGGGACAAAUAUGAAAUAAUAAAACGGUUAAACACGAGCAAUCUUCAUUUCAGACUUACUGUUGUUAAUCUUAUUUCAAUCUCAUUUUAGCCCGGGGAGCAUUAUGUGGCUAUCACAAACUACGCACCUCCACCAGAUCGCAAUGAAGAUCUGCCCCUAACAGCGACAGAAGAGGUACGCCUUCUCUGUGAGGAUGGCGCCUGGUCAUUCGUUUGUACUGUAGACGCAACCAAAAGGAGUGGAUGGGUGCCGACUUCAUUGUUGAAGAGCAAGGACGUUUCCCAUUACAACAUGACGAGGAGGUCCAAAUCUGUUGGGGACAUUUACAACGCUUAUGAAGAAGAAGAAGCGGCAGCUCGUGGAGCACCUCCGUCUCAGAUGGUGCAGAAGCCUCCUGUACCAACACCUAGGAGCGAUCUUGAGCAGAAGAAGACUUCAGUGGAUGUAACUGGUGCCCCAAGCGAAGAAGCGCCUCCACUGCCUGGUGCCCCACCAGAUUACAUCCGGAAGUCUGGUAAGACACCGACGCCCUGUUUUCUGUUUUCUUGUUUCACAGAUACCAUAUACGUAAUGCAAGGCUAGCUAAACAGACUUUUUAUCUGUCUCUCUUUCGGCGCGCUUCAUAUUAUUGAGCACAUCAACUGCGGAGAAAGUCCUACAAGAACGCGUAAGGGUGAGCUUCGCUGAAAUAGGAGUAGUUCAGCCAAGAAAGUUUACGACUGGUUGGCCGAGAUGUCGAGUCACGCUGAUCGAGACGUUCCUGUCGAAGAUGCGCGAUGUGGGUUGUAACCCUGCGAGUGACUUGCAGGGGAAGUAUUGUCCUCAUCGCUUGAUUCGCUUCAUGAUACUGAAAGCUUUGUGGCUUGUAGGCUGAAUUUAAGUUGCUGUACAGACGAGUGCACUUCAACUGACUACAAUGAAAGCGAUGGGAAUGGAAAACGGCUGAAUUUCUCAGUCAUAGAACAAUCAACAGCUUUAACGGUUGUCAAGUGACCAUCAACAGCAAAAAACUUGGCUGAACAUGCCUCUCGCAAAAUCGAUUAGGCGUUAGACCUUUAUUAAUGACGUUUGCGCAGUUUCCGUCUCUGUUGAAUAAGUGCGAUUUUUGAGCGGCUACAUGUUUUAUCAUAUUUUGCUAUUAAAGCAAUUGUUUACCGGUUUAGAGACAAAUAUAUGUGCUUUGUAUGCUAAAUUUGCCUCGUAGCACAAAUACAAAGAUUGUGUACUGUGAGGUGUUUGGGACUAAGACCGGCUCGUAUAAUCUCCAAAUAUCACGGGCCGCUCUAAUGAUAUUUUGGUAAAUUUUGAAACAUCAAAAUUCCCCCAGAGACCGUUCUAUUUCUGGUGUUAAGUAACUUUAAGUCCCCUUUUGAUUCCUUCUGAGGAAAGACUUCUUUCUUCUAGGAAAGGUAAACGAACACUACUUCGCGCGGGAAGACUUUACAACAAAAAAUUCAAACUGCAUCUCGGUGCGAAAAGGAGAAGUAGGCCAGUUAUUAGCAGUACAGUCCUUAGGUUGGUGGAAAAUGAAUGUAGAGGGUGUGGUCGGAUGGACUCCAGGCGAUUUCUGGGAACUGCUACAGGAUGAGGUACUAUAAUGUUAAUGUUAGUCCAUUCUGAAAAUAAACCACAUCUAUAAGCUGUUUUCUUGAACCAAAAUGUUAAUUUAAGACAAAGACAACCUCCAGUUUUAAAGGCUCGGUGAUCAGCUGUUGUAAUAAGUUUCUUUCGAGACGGAGAUUUUGUGAAACAUGAACUCAUAAAAAGACAGAGGUUUUCAAAAGGAGGGACCUCUUAGGUAAGAAAGCUCAAAUUUAAGGGGAAGAUGAAAAAAUAUUUCUUUUCAAAUCGCUCCCAUUGUUACUCAGUUAGAUUAAGGUAUGGACUAACGGCGGACUAACGGAAGAUGGAGGUAGGCGGGUGAGUCAUUCCCUUCUUCGCGCUCCGCUAGAAAUCUAAGUGUGAGUGAAGUGGACGAAUCUUCUUUUUUCUAUUUUGAUCUCUUUCGUUAUUGGGGCGAAAAAUGAUCACCAAGUUGAGAAACUGUAUUGUUGAGGUAUUGAAUUUUGCACAUCACUAUAAGUGCUGUGAAUCAGGACGUCAAAUUACAGAAGCUUGAUGGUGAAGUGACUGAAGGACACAAAAGCGGGGUGUCGUUACUGACUCAGUAUGUAAAGAACUCUUUUAGUAGCAGGCAGACUUCAAUUAAGACUGUUGAGCACUGCGUCACUUAAACACUGCGUCACACACACUACUCGCUAAAAAACGGAUGGAUUCUCAUUCGCCAAAAAAUGGAUGGCCAUUUCGGCAUUUCUACGAUUACUGUCAGUAAUAGAUGUUGAUAUUUUCUAUUCGUUACUUGUAGGAAGAAACUCUCAACGAAAUGCCUCCAAAGAGCAAGCAGCGGGAAAGGCACAGUUCUUUUGGUAAGUCAUGUUGUUAGAUGUCUUAGUUGGUGUAAAAUUCCGUCAGAAUAUACCAAGAACAAAAACCAAAACAAUUUCCCUUUUUGUGGAAGCAUGUGUAUCUGAUGCUUGUGUCAUUUGUGCUGUCACAGGAGACGAGUUGUGGUAUUACGGGAAAAUGUCACGUCAGAAGUGCGAGGAACUUAUGAUGAGAGUGAGAUAUAAAUAUGUUCAAUUUUUUAAUGUUAACUCAUACUGAUGCAGGAAAACCGAUCCAAGACGACAACACAGCAAAACCAAUAUAUAAUGUUUUGUGCAUUGUUUCGUUAAAAAAGAAUACGAUCGUACGGAGGGUCGAUGAAAACAUUUGUCUGAACUGACGGCUUGCAGACCUGUAGUGGACAUAGUUCUUCCAUAUUUUGUUGUCUAUUUUUUUUUUUUAAUCUAACAUUGGUUGUUAUGUCGAAUUGACAGUUGAUGUUAUGGUAAAGUGAAAGGAAGUUAUUGUGCAUAACAGAAUGACUAAAAUGAUGAAAUUUUGUAAUUUUGAUUUGUUUUCUGUCCAACAGAGUGCCAAAGAACUCGACUACUUGAUACGAGAGAGCACUCAGAAGGUAAAAAGAAUUAAAACAGACAAUAAAAAUCUACUUAUUCCCUUUCUAGCGAGCGUGAAUUCUUGCCCGUAUUGACUGUUUUUUUCGUAUUUUUAGUUUGCUUCUUUCGUGCUAUCGGUCAAGUAUGGCGGAAAGUAAGUACUAUUUCAUUUUCUCGCUUAGUUCUGCAAUUUCGUAAUUUUGCUACAAGGGCUAGCGUCGUCUAAUUUAUCGCUAGACGUAUCGGUAAUAAAUGAGAACCAGAGAAAAGCUGACGUUCGGUAAUUCAAGUCGAAUUAUAUAUUUAUAAUUAUUGUUGUUACUAUUAUUGUUAUUAUUAUCAUUGUUGUUGUUGUUAUUAUUAUCACUACCAUUGCAUUUUCGUUAAUGUUUUCUUUUUCCUGUUUCAAACUUUAGGAUUCGCCAUUUUCCCAUAGAACUGACACCAAGCGGUCGUUACGUUAUUGGCAAGCAUGCGUUCGAUGGUUUGACGGAAAUUGUAACAUUUUACAAGACCCACGCGUUGUUUUACACGCAGAACAAAGAAGCGAUCACCCUUGGGGAAUCAUUCCGAGGAAUGUAGAACUUGUGUUAGUGAUAUACUGUCCUCAUUACGACAGUGGUACGACCCUACAUGCAAGUGUCGUGAAAUUGUACAACACCCAAUAUAUUCUCGUGAAUUGAUCUUUUAAAAUCGAAGUUCUACAUCAAGAGAUAAUUGAAGCAGAGAGAGUUUUAAUCAGGAUGUUCGCUGAUAUCGAUUCCAUUUCAAUACCUUUUGGUUUCUCAAGACGAUCGUAUUGUGAAUCCUAGUCCAAGAAAUACCAUUUUUCGGCUCUAUCUAAACCCGUAGAUGA
Molecule: messenger RNA, 18020 nt
Organism: Pocillopora meandrina
Lineage: Eukaryota; Metazoa; Cnidaria; Anthozoa; Scleractinia; Pocilloporidae
Source: the annotation of a GenBank genome assembly